Messenger RNA from Paramecium pentaurelia, 848 nucleotides. Lineage: Eukaryota; Ciliophora; Oligohymenophorea; Peniculida; Parameciidae. The record is from the annotation of a GenBank genome assembly.
AUGUCGACAAUUUAAGAGCUCAUUACUACAUUAUUUAAUUUAGUAUUAAUUCUAUAAAUCUUGUCAGAUUGUUAGUGAUGAUGAUGUUUUACCUAGAAAUAGAUUCCUGAAAACAAAUAGUUUAAUUGAAUAAUUAAGGAUAAUAAUUGAAUUAAUAAUUCAUCAAUAACACCAAAAAUAACAAUAAGAUUAUUAAGCUCUAGAAAAACAACUACAAAAAUUUGAAUUUGAAGUAAGAAAUCAUAUUAGAGUAUUGAAUUUACAUUAUAAACUAAGGAUGAAUAUCUGAUGCAGUAGAAUUAAGAAGAUUUGAUAUCUCGACUAGAGGAAAUGGAAAAAGAAAAGAAUGAACUAUUCAGCAACACAAAAUAAACAAUUAUUGUAAAUUAUUUAAUUUAUUAUAAGAAAUUAAAAAGAGAAAAUGAAGAAUUGUAUUAAAAGGUAAGAUAAUUAUCUGUAGAAAAUUAAUAACAAAAAAAUUUGAAUGAAAAACUAAUUACUUAUUAAGAAAAACAUAAAAUGAAUGAUCAUUUGACAUAAGAAUCUACAAAAAUUAGUUAGAGUAAAUAUUCUACCUUAGAACACCAUAAUUAAAAAGUAAUCAAAUUAAAAACACAUCCAACUCCUAAAAAAUUACAUACAGAAACCUCAGUUGACAUUUCCUUAAUAGCAGCAGUUAAUUAAAAAAGAUUAAGUUAAUAAUUGAUCAAACCAAAUUAUUUUUAAAAAAAGGGAUCAAUAACACAUAAUUAAUAUAUUAAAAAAAAAAGACAAUCUUGUUCAUUUGCAAACCAAUCAUUGUAAUUAAUUAUUAUAAAUAUAGGAAUUUUUUAACAACAAGUAUGUGA